Leptopilina heterotoma is the source of this 3915-nucleotide messenger RNA. RefSeq names its product probable E3 ubiquitin-protein ligase makorin-1. Gene Ontology annotation, biological process: protein polyubiquitination. NCBI's taxonomy places the organism in Eukaryota, Metazoa, Arthropoda, Insecta, Hymenoptera, Figitidae. The transcript has 6 exons. Gene Ontology annotation, molecular function: metal ion binding; ubiquitin protein ligase activity. The coding region runs from base 42 to 1547 and encodes 501 amino acids. The record is from RefSeq and is a predicted model, not a curated record.
AGUCUAGGUUAAAUUAAACAGUGGAGGGAGAAGGUGCGUUCAUGCGUUUUUUUGAGGUGAAUCGCAAACCAAAAGGGCGAAGUAAACUUGCAAAGCACAACAUUCAAAAUAGAAGGAUUGUCCGUGUAAAUUUCAAGUCGAUUUACCAUUUUCGAGAGUCGGACGGUUUUCUCGGUUCUUGGAAAAAGUGCAACUGUGAAAAGCUCUUGAAUAUAAUUCGUUGUAAGGAAACACGCAGCUCUUCAAGGGCGCGUUGUCGACUAUUGUUACGACAAAAAGUUGAGAAAAUGGCCGACAAUUGGGCACAAAAUUCGCAGAGUACAGUUUGCCGGUACUUCAAAAAUGGAGUCUGUCGUGAGGGAAACCACUGCAGAUACCGACAUGUGCAGGGAAGUCAAAACAGUUUAAACAGCAGCAGCAGCAACUCAGAAGUAGUUUACCUCCCAUCGACAACUGCUUGUCACUAUUUUAAAUAUGGAACCUGCAAAUACGGCACUCGAUGUCGGUUUAGUCACAAUUCCAACCAUUCCAGUAACACAGAGACUGCAGAACCUCGAACUUCUAACAACUCUUCGACUUCUGACUCCGAAAGAAUGAGCGAUGGAGUGGUCGCAAGCGAUGACUGGGCAAAUGCUCCAGAAUUCGUACCAUCUUCUACCCCAUCAACUGCCACAGCUUCAUUUAGUGCCCAACUACCUGGAGUGUCUUUAAUUGGAAAUGUAACGUCGGCAGUUUCAUAUGCUCAAGUGGUGAACCCUUCUUCUGGACAAACCUCAAUUUCCGCCAGUGAUCCUCUUUGUCCUUACGCAGAAGCUGGCAAUAUUUGCAAAAAACUCAACUGCCCUUAUCUUCAUGGAGAUAUUUGUGAAUUGUGCGGUUGUGCUGCACUCCACCCACUGAACGAAGAGAGUCGAAAGAAGCAUACAAAUGCUUGCGUAAAACAACACGAGGUAGACAUGGAAAUAUCGUUUGCAAUUGCACGCAGUAGAGAUAAAUCUUGCGGGGUAUGCUUCGAGACAAUUAUGGAAAAAUCUACACGUGAACAGAGGUUUGGAAUUCUACCCAAUUGUAAUCACUGUUUUUGCCUGACUUGCAUCAGAAAAUGGAGACAAGCAAAACAGUUCGACAACAAAAUAAUCAGAGCCUGCCCCGAGUGUAGAAUCCCAUCCGAUUUUGUCUGUCCAAGUAUGUAUUGGGUGGACACAAAAGAAGAAAAAGAUAAACUAAUCACAGAUUACAAAGAUGCCUUAAGUACCAAAGAUUGUAAGUAUUUUAAAAAAGGGCGAGGUAAAUGUCCCUUUGGAAACAAGUGCUUUUAUCUUCAUGCUCUGCCCGAUGGCACGAAAACCGAUGUAGGACCACCGGUCAGACAACGUCGCAAUGCCGAAGCAGACAUUGACAUUUUUCAUCAAUUACUAUUGUGGGAUUUUCUGGACGAGAGAGGAAAUCGUUGGAUGUACAGCUUCGACGAUUUCGAUGACAUCAUCAACAACAUCUCAGACUCGGAGUCUGACGAGUGGUCAGAAUACGAAGUCCAUGUCGUCUAGUCGUUUGCUUGGCGAAAUAAAAAAUGAAAAGAAAGAAGUGAAUAUGUCACCCAAUCCAAUAACAAGUUGCACUCCAUCGGUUGAGUUGCAUCUGUAGCCAUUGUUCGAUUUCGUCCAAGUUAUUCGUAAAAAGGCAGUGGCGCUUUGCAAGUGACAGUCCUUUUCCAAUUUGCCGAUCUCCACCUAGUUGACAAAAAAAGGAAUUAAAAAUCAACCAAGCGUUUGUCGUCAUAUGCGAGUGAAUGAUUUCCUAGAUUAUAAAUAGGGUUUAGGCACACUUCGGCGAAUGUGGUGGAAGUCUCUGUAAUCGUUCGCUUCUAUGUCUAAUUCUUAGGGAUAAAUUAGCUAUAAAAACGCUUGGUUCGGAUUAUAAUACUGGUGGAAUACGGCCUUCUUUCAUUUAGCUUUAAAAAAAAUUUAUCCGAUUAGAGACUCUCAAGCCUUCUGUUCGGUCAUCCGUAUAAAAAAAAGAAGAAAAAGUGGUCCAAAUUAUGAGAAUUACGGUACAACUCGCAUUUAGAAAGACAGUGAUUCUUGGUUUUCUCUAGUUUAUAGGUUACAAAAACAAAACUCAUUAAUUUAUUUUUCUUAAAUGUUUUUCUCGUAUGUUAAAUAUAUGUUUACUCACUCGCGCUUAUACUUGAAGAGUAAAAAUGUAUCCAAGUCGAAUGAGAACAAAAAUUCUGCGCGUGAAGACGUGAAUUACUGUCACUUUUUAUUGUUAGUAGAAGGAAAGAGAGAAAGAGGAAACAAAAAAAAUGAAAGAAUUGCAUUAGAGAAAAUGAAAUAAUUUUCUGCAGUGUUUAUGUUUAUAUUUGUAGUUGUUACGGCAUUAUCUACCUUAAGAAGAGUCGCAACCGAGUUGAGAAAAAGAAUAGUAGACGAAUUUUAUUUUGGCAUUUAUCCAAGGUUUUCGUUGAUCGAAUUUUUGUCAAGUUAAGAAGAAGAAGAAGAAGAAGAAGAUUUUUCUCUUCUUGCUAUAGGUGCUAAGAAACUUGGUUGCGACUCAGAAAAGCAGCUAUAGAUAUAGACUAAUAGCUUACGAGUAAUAUAGAAGAACUUAAGUUUGCUUUUUACUCUUUUUCUCGAUCUAGUAGACGUCAAUUAAAACUACGGAUGCAAUCCAAAAAGAACGAGUGAAUUUUCUGCUAUUUGAAAUUUGAAAUUUUAGGGAAUUUUGUCGAGAAAUUUGACGUCUUUUUGGAUUGUCUAUAUAGAGAUGAGACAAGAAUGUGUGAUCUGGCAGUCGUAUUUGUGCAAAGCGUUACGUUUUUUCAUUUCGAACAAAUGUUUAAAUUCUAUUCAAUUAGUAUGAUAAUCGCCGAUAGUUGGUACAAUAUGCUUUAAUAUGACUGCACUGUGAAAUUAUUCUAGAUAGAUUAUUCUACCUUUUAAUAUUGAUAUACUAAAUUUCAUUUCUCCAAAACCUCAAACUACAUUUUUUAGAGCUCAAGACAAUUUUCGUAAAUUCGUAAAAAUUUCGACACUGCUAGAGAAGAAUUGUUCAGCCUCGUUUCAAGUUUUAUCGUUGACAUUGUUGUUGUUAUUGUUGCUAUACUACAGUCGCUGUUAUUGUUGCAAAUCCAGAAGCUCUUGAUUUUAUUUUUUUUUUCGAGAUAAAGAGUUAGUACUAGUCAAAAUUUCACGAGGUAUACAUUUUUCUAAUUAAGUUAUUUUAAAAUUUUCAAUUUCAAAUUUUAUAUACAAUACAGUAUUUUUUCAAUUGAUCGUAAUUGGAAAGAAUAGAAUAGAAUUUUUUAAAAAUGCAAAAAUAAAUUAAAUUCUUUUCGGAAUUUUUGAAUUCGAAGUACGUAAGCAUUACUUGACUCAACAUAAUAUAUUUAAAAGUAUUUCGUUAAUUUUCAAUGUUUUUCAAAGUAUUUCACUCAAUAUUGAAAAGUAUUAAAAUUCAGUAGCCUUAAGCACUUGAUUAAAAACGUUAAAAACUAUAAUUAAAACAAUACUUGUUUCAGAGCGAAUCUUAUUUGUUUAUUUUUCUUUUUUUUUCUAGAUUUAGAUUCAUUGCUGGAGAUCAACAUUGUUAGUAAUUACGACUUCCAUAUUCAUAAAUAAAAAGAAUUCUAACAGACUUUGAAAUUUUGUCGUAACGCGCCCACCAGUAAAAAAAAUUCCAGAUUUUCAUGUUCAUAGAGACUACAGAGAGAAAAAAAUGAUGGAAAAGCAUUUCUCCGCACCGUCGAAUUCCAAACGGCUAUCACGAGCCUGUAUUUCAAGAAUUAUUUUAUCAACUUUUCUAUAUCAAGCAGCCAUAUCGAUUGGCUUCAAUUUUCAUUAUAAUAUAUAUGUAUUAUAUUUUUGUUAUUGGAAAAGUAGAGUAUAUAGUAAUAAAAUACAUAGUUACAUUCAG